Protopolystoma xenopodis is the source of this 297-nucleotide messenger RNA. The record is from the annotation of a GenBank genome assembly. NCBI's taxonomy places the organism in Eukaryota, Metazoa, Platyhelminthes, Monogenea, Polystomatidea, Polystomatidae.
AUGAUGGACGAAAGCCCAGCCCGUUUUCACCCGAAACGAGGAAGGAGGUCUCGUGGACUGCGUCAACCUGAACGUCGUAUAAAAGCCAAACAGCUGCAGUACAGCGGGAUUCAGCCGACUUUUUCUGGUGAGGUCGACAUACGGAUCUCUUCUUCAUGCACUUUUAUACGGAAAGAAAGUUCCCUAACAAUGUUAACUGUGGAGAUUAAUCGAAAACCAGUUUCUCUUCGUAUUUACAAUGUACCUACGGAUAUUCGUAUGUUGGCCUCGCCAGAACUCGAAGGAUAUUUGCCCUGA